AUUCUUUGACUUCGCUCUGAAAAUAUGGGUGGGGAGGAAGCUGCCCAGUGGGCCAAUCAGGAGGCGAGUGAGGGCGGCCAAUGGCUUGGCGAGAAGCUAGCUGGACGGACUAUGGACGAAUCAAGGCUGGGGGGGAGGGGUGAAGGGGAGGUGAGGGCGGGGCUUCUGGAUCCCACCAGGAGGGGGAGGGGGAGGCACCGCCCCCCACCCAGCUGUAGCCCAGCUGUGCGGGGCCCAGCCUGGAAAAAGGGGGCUGGGCCAGCAGCCCGCGCGGCCGUCCCCCCAGCCUUCCACUGCGCCUGUGCGAGCCACGCGCAUCCGCUCCCGGGACAGAGACCCAAGAAAAGUUGUGGCAAACUUUUUGGCUCAUUUCCCCGCCCCUCCUCCCUGCCAGGCCCGCCCCCCUGCGGAGCCGGGAAUUCCGAGGGGCGGAGCGCGCGCCGAGAUGCCGAGUGGGGGGGCCUGCCGUGGACCCCGGAGGCGGAGGACUGCAAGAGCUGUUUCGGGGCGGAGGCGGCUUCGCGCCCUUGGCCCUUCUGGACAGCCCGUUACCUUCUCUGUUGUCCCGACGGGGAAACUGAGGCCCUGAGCCCUAGGCACACGCGGGAGGGGGCGGUUGAAGGGGCAGGCAGAAAGCGCGGCCAGAAGCGGAGGGAAAACAAAGGGAGAAUCCCGGACAGACGGGGUGGGGGACGGACACUCACGGGAACCGAGACCCAAGUGGAGAGCUGGGUCUGGCACAGGGUGGGGGGCAGCGAGAAGAUCGGGAAACGCGUGGGGGGGGGCGGAGAAGGGGGACAGGCGGGGAGGGGGGCUGGGGAAAGCCCGAGGGAGGCGGAGAAGGAGGGAGGAACUUCCCAAAGUUGCAAAACAUGGCUACCGUGCCUGCCGAGCCGAGCGCGGGGCCGGCGGCUGCAGCCGCGGAGGAGGAGGAGGACGAGGACGAAGACGAGGCGCGCCAGCUCCUGCAGACUUUGCAAGCGGCCGAGGGUCAGCAACUGGUUCAAGAACCGGCGGCAGCGCGAUCGCACCGGGGUGGCCGGCGGCGGCGGCGGCGGCGGCGGCGGCGCGCCCUGCAAGAGCGAGUCUGAUGGGAACCCCACCACUGAGGAGGAGUCCAGUCGCAGUCCUGAGAACCUGGACAGGGGUGUGGCCGCUGGGGCCUCCGAGGCCCCCACCCAGAGCCCCAUCUUCCUGACCGGGGCCAGCCCCCCCACUCCCGGAGCCCCCUCCUCCAUCUUGGUGAACGGAGGCUUCUUGGCAGCCGGCAGCUCCCCAGCAGUGCUGCUCAACGGGAGCCCCGUCAUCAUCAACAGCCUGGCCCUGGGCGAGGCCUCGGGCCUGGGCCCCCUGCUGCUCACCGGGGGAGGGGCUCCCCCUCCCCCACAACCCAGUGCCCAGGGUGCCAGCCAGCCCAAGGCUGCCCUGGUCUUGGACCCUCAGACUGGGGAGGUUCGGCUGGAGGAACCCCAACCUGAAGCCCCUGAGACCAAAGGGGCUCAGAUGACUGCUUCGGGACUGGCUGGAGAGGAGGCCUCCGGGGCCCUGCCCCAAGUGGUGCCAGGCCCCAUCCCAGCUGCCACCUUCCCUCUGCCCCCAGGGCCAGUGCCCACCGUGGCUGCCCCGCAGGUAGUGCCACUCUCCCCAUCUCCCGGCUACCCUGCGAGCCUGGGCCCCACCUCUCAGCUGCUGAACCUGCCUCAGGUGGUGCCCACCUCCCAGGUGGUGACCCUGCCCCAGGCCGUGGGCCCAUUGCAGCUGCUGGCAGCCGGGCCGGGCAGCCCGGUGAAGGUGGCGGCCACAGCGGGCCCUGCCAACGUGCACCUCAUCAACUCCGGGCUGGGUGUCACCGCCCUGCAGCUUCCCACGGCCACGGCCCCAGGCAACUUCCUGCUGGCCAACCCUGUGUCCGGCAGCCCCAUCGUCACCGGGGUGGCGGUACAGCAGGGCAAGAUCAUCCUCACCGCCACCUUCCCCACCAGCAUGCUGGUCUCCCAGGUCCUGCCCCUGAAGCCAGAGCCUGCGAUCUCUGUCCCCGAGGGAGCCCUCCCGGUGGCUCCCAGCCCGGCCCUCCCGGAGCCCCAUACAUUGGGCACGCUGCCCCUGCAGCCCCCGCCACCGGGCCCGGCCACUCCUGCCGCCACCACCAGCCUGCCCUUCUCCCCGGACUCAGCCGGCCUCCUGCCUGGCUUCCCUGCACCCCCACCAGAAGGGCUGAUGCUGUCGUCUGCCACCGUGCCCACUGUGCCUGCUGUGCCCGUGUGGCCGGCGGGGCUGGAGCUGAGCUCGGGCACCGAGGGGCUUCUGGACGCGGACAAGGGGAUGGGCACGGCUGCCCACCCUGCGCUCAGGAUGGCCGAGCCCAGUGCACUGCUCCUGGGGGCCACAGCGGGGGCCGAGGUGGAGGAGGGGCUGGAGGCCGAGGCCAAGGUGCUGACCCAGCUGCAGUCGGUGCCUGUGGAGGAGCCGCUGGAGCUGUGACCGCGGGCCGCCAUGGCCACUCCUGACAAUGGUGCUCAAGACUCAGGGACCCUCAGAAACGCCUUGUCUCAAAGCCAUGAAGGUGUUGGAGGGGGGGGGCACCCAGAACGCCAUCCCCGUCUAUCUGGGGGUUCUCCUGAAUUGAGACUCUGCUCCUCUCUACCUGGAACACACCGCCCGGAGUUAAGGACCCUGUGGGAGGCUGCCUCUCCAGGCCUCCGGCCCAGGCCUGCCCAACUCCAUUAGUAAUUCCACCGAUCCCCAGAAUUCUCAGAACUGUGAGGAACCUGCGUGCAGAAGACACAGCCCCGGGGCCCAGAGAGGAGCUAGGCUGUGAGGUGGGAGGGGGGUUAGCCCCUUGGCCCCCUUCCCCCACACACACCCAAACUCAAAUCCACAUCAUCACCUCCAGCCCCAGACCAAAGAUUUACUCUCAUCCCCAGGGCAAUCCUGACCCGUGGCUAGUUUGUAUCCUAAAUCUUUAUUUUUCUAGAACCAUGUUAUGCUUCCAUUUCAAUUAAAUAGUUAACAGACAUUAGAACUGGCCAGGGUGUGGGUUAUCUGCCUACCCAGCUGCCCAAUGGAGAACUAGAGGACCCAACAGAGAACUGGAGGACUGAGAGCCUGGCUUCCCAAGGGAAGAGCUUGAAUUCAGGCCCCAACUUUGUAAACCACAGGCCCUGGGCCCUGAAGCCUUCUGAGUUGGCG
Molecule: messenger RNA, 3189 nt
Organism: Perognathus longimembris pacificus (Pacific pocket mouse)
Lineage: Eukaryota; Metazoa; Chordata; Mammalia; Rodentia; Heteromyidae
Gene: Six5
Product: SIX homeobox 5
Exons: 4
Coding region: 25-2481 (818 amino acids)
Biological process (GO): regulation of transcription by RNA polymerase II
Cellular component (GO): nucleus; transcription regulator complex
Molecular function (GO): RNA polymerase II cis-regulatory region sequence-specific DNA binding; DNA-binding transcription factor activity, RNA polymerase II-specific
Source: RefSeq, a predicted model, not a curated record